AUGCCCUUCACGCGCCAGCGACGGGGAAGGCGAGAUGCCGAGAACUGGAGCUGGAAGGAGGGCUACGGGAGGGAGGGCUCGUACGCAGCUCCAGGCGACUCAUGGCAGGCCGGAGGCCUCCCACGUGGAAGAUGCAGACGACCAGGCUCGAAAACGUCCUCCAUGGCUUCGAGUGGCGAUGGCGAGCGUGGCGCCGUGAAGGCCGUGGGCGAGACCACGGAGAAGAAGGGCGGCAAGAUCUCGAACACCUACCCCCCGGUGUUUAAGGCGAAGCCACAGGAAAGCUACUUGGAGUGGAAGAGGAGCGUUGAGUUCUGGAUUGGCGGCGAAGGAGGCCAGUUGCCGCCUGAGCUGGUUGGACCAAGGAUGAUGGUUCAACUCAAGGAGCGGGCCGCCCAGCUUGUCAAGCACCUCUGCAACAGCGAUGUGAAUGGCUGUGAUGGUAAGGAGAUCAUCUUCAAGGCGCUGGAGAGGUCACCUUUGAUUCGGCAACUCGACAAGCGCCGCGUUGAUGAGCACCGGCGCCGCUUGAUGCAGCUCAACCGGGCACCAGGUGAGUCCAUGGAGUCCUAUGUGACGCGGGCCUCCAUCUACAGGACCCACCUCCUUGGCCUCGACGGCAGCAUGGCGAUGGGGGAGGCCUUCUACGUCGGACACUUAGUGGAUCAUGCGCACUUGACUCGCCGUGAUCAGGCGAUGGUGAAGACAAAGGCCGGCAGCGAGAAGGACGAAUAUGCGGUCACCAAUGCCCUGAUCGAGUUGGCCUCCGAGCUGGAAGGUGAGCAGGGCUACCCCAUUGGAGCGUCCGAGCCAAACGCGGCCCGCAAUGGCGAGGAGUGGUUGCUUCAGCGUGGAGACCUUCGUGGGCGACCUGGAGCUAACAAGCUGCCGAGAGCGGCUUUGGCGGCGGAGGCCAUCGACGGCGACACGACCACGGACUAUGACGAGCCCGGGGAUGAGUCGCUGGACGAGGAUGACUACCCCCCUGAAUUGGAAGCUGCGGUCAACGAGGCCUAUGGCACCCAAUUCCGAGCCAAGCAGAAGAUCGCGGAGGUCAAGAAGUUGAGGCAACACUACCGCAAGCCGGAGUCAGAGGAGCGCAAGAAGGCCCUUGCGGAGCAGAUGAAGAGGAACCCUUGCCAUGCUUGCGGCCAGUGCGGCCACUGGUCCAGAGAAUGCCCCAACAGAGGCAACGCCGUGCUGGGGGUGAGCAAGGGUGGAGCAGCUGCUGCGCCGGUCCUGGCGGCUCGGGCCAGCGGCGGCCGACUGGAGCCUAUCGACGAGAGGAAGGCGGAGAGAAGUGAGUGGGAUCUUUUGCUUUCGAUGUGCCGGUCGGGAAUGAACCCAGCCUUGGCAGCUCAGUCUUCAGCAGAGCGCGUGCGACCCUCAUUCCAGUACAAGGGGGUUUCAGGAGUGCACCGGGUUUUUGGAGCAGUAGCCGCCGCCUUGAGUGAAGUCAUGUGGUCCAUGAAGGAGCUGGCUUUCAAAGUUAUUUUGGACAUAGGUUGCGUGCGGUCCGUGGCGGGUCUUGAGUGGACUAACAGUCUGUUGAGGAGGUGGCAGUCGGAAGGCAGGUGGUGCAGAGUCUUUGAGGAACAUGAAGCCUUUAAGUUCGGAGAUGGGGAGGUUUUGUGGAGCAAGUUUCGUGUCGAGUUCUUGGGCACCUUCGCUGGCAAGCCGGUGGUGUAUGAUUUCAGCGUGGUCGAGGGUUGUUGUCCUCCACUGUUUUCGAGAUCGGGAUGUACUCAGAUUGGGGCGGUCAUAGACUGUGAGCAUCACUGUGUCAGUGCGGGGAAGCUGGGGGUGAAGCUGUACGGUGUAGGUCGGGAUAGUGGCCAUUACACCAUGGCAGUUGAUGAGUGUGAGCCCGGCUUUGCAGUGCUGCCUGGAGAUUACCGUUUGCCAGCAGGUCGAGACAUUGAAGCGGUGGAUCCUCAGAUUUUCAGUGCUCAGAUGUCUUGCCCCUCCCCUGGCAAUCACCCGACACGCAAUGUCUGUGCCUCCGAAUCCUCCUCUAUGAGCGGCCAAGCCCAAGAGGCGACCGGCGACCACUUCCUCGACACCUUCGACUACGGAGACCCCGGGGACCUCUUCGACGGCAACGCCCGAUGUCCCCGACAUUCCAGGCCUGACUCCGGAGGAGGCGGCUUUGAUCGGCAAGAGGCGCGAGAAGCAGAGGGCCAGCAAGGCCAAAGCUCAGGAGGUGAAGGCCUUGACGGGCCAGCGCGCGGAUUAUCCAUCCUUGAGCAACCUCUGGAGCUACGAGCUGGGCCUGAACAUUGCGGCGUCGACGACAAGCCGAAUGAGGACUUGGUGCUGGAAGAAGAUGGUCUGGAUGGUCCGGAUCAAGAAGGUGGUCGAGAAAGAGGGCGAUCGGCGCUGGAAGAGGAACCCUCGAUGGCUGAACCAGCUCUUGGGCAAGGAGGUGGCGUUCCUCUUCGGCCACUUCGGGGCGAUGAGGCAGAAGCUGCAGGCUCCCGAGAUGCUGCGGAUGAUGUGAGGGUUCGACGCUUGAACCGCGGUGAUGUGCAGCGGCUGAAGGCGGGAGUGAAGUCAGCUUUGGCAACUCUGGAGGUCUUUGAUCGAGCCAGAGGUGACGAUGGCAAGUGGGUGCUCCUGGAGGUGUUUGCCGGCAAGUCACGGCUAACUUCCUGUACUCAUCCCCGAUGGAAGGCCCUUGAACCCAUCGACAUCCUGAACGGCUGGGACUUGACCCAGGAGACCAAGCGCAAGGAGCUGCUUGAGUUGAUUGACACCACCAAGCCCGACCUCGUGACAUUGGCGCCUCCCUGCGGUCCGUGGAGUUCUUGGACUCAGUUGUGUAAGGACUUGGAGGCGUUGAUGGAGAAGAGGCGGCUUCAUCUCCCCUUCUGGAAGCUGUCGGGGGACAUUUGGCGCCGACAAUGUGAAGAAAGACGCUUGUUGUUGUUGGAGCAACCGGCUCGCUCUGAAGCCCUCAAGUUGCAGUACAUGACCUCGCGGCCAGACGUGGUCAAGGCCGUGGUGGCGCAGUGUGCUUUUGGGCUGAAGGACCUGGAGAGUGGCAAGCCGCACCAGAAGCUCACCUCCUUGCACGUCAACUGCUCAGUGAUGGCUGCUCGGCUUCUUGGUGGGGCUUACUGCAAGUGUGGACCAGGUGAGCACCAGCCCAUUGAGGGGAGCCGGACGGUGCCUCCCUCUUCUUCCUCCUGGUCCUUGGUGGCGGCAACUGGUGGCCACAGCUGGGAGACAGUGCCGGUCAGCAGUGCAUCUUUUCCUGAGGAAGCCUUGCGGCAGCAGAUGAACGAGAACGCCAUGACCGGGGAACGCUACGACUAUGUGGUGAAGCAGCUCAGCAACCUCGGCGCCUCAGGGAUGUUCAUCCUGAGUGGGGCUCAGAACAACGUGGUGGAGUUGGCGCGGAAGCUGCGCUGCCAAGUGUGUUCUAUGGUACGCCCGCCAGGUCCUACCCCUCAGGUCGCCUACCAGAAGCCCAAGCAGUUCAAUGAGCGAAUCUCGGGCGACUCCUUCUACAUCUGGGAUGCCACGAACAAGAAGUUCUUGGUGACGCACUUCAUUGACGGGUUGACCGACUACCAUGUGGGCGACCUCACGGAUACCGCGGCUUCGGGCUUUGCGAAGGAGGUUCUGCAGGAUCUGUGGUACGCUGUCUUCGGCCCCCCGGACGUCCUCAUUGGAAGAGAUGAGGCGGGCUGCUUUGGCCGCAACAGUAUGCUGCCUGCCUCCUUGAUGGAACAGCUGGCCAGUGGGAGAGUGAGGUUCCGCUACAACGAUGAGCUGACCCACAACGACGCCCUCGCUCGCGCUGAGAGGAUACGUGCCGGGGCCAUUGCUGCGUUUCAUUGGUUAGAUGCACACACUGCUCUACGCAAAGCUCUGUCCUCAAGGUCCCGACCACCCGCUCUUGAGGCGAUCAAGGAGGGGACCGUCGUGUACAUGUACGAACCACCUCCUUCUCGAAGAGGCUUGGCACGUUGCUUGCCGGACAACUCCGGCUGGACAGGACCAGGCGUUGUGGUGUGCGUUGAGCGGGACCACUCCAUCCCUCGCAGGCUUUGGGUCCGGAUUCGUGGACGAGUCAAGGCCUUUCCCCUCGAGAAGGUGCGCCUGGCCACCCCAGACGACGAGAUGACCAGCUCCCAGUUCAUCACGGACGCCCUCAAGGACAUGGAGGCAAGCUUGAAUAAGGGGAACGGAAGCCAAGACCAACCUGCUGGAUCCUCCUCUCAGGCCAAGCGACGCAAGGUCAUCGUUGACUUUGAGGAGGGGAGCGCCGAGGACAGCUCGACGGACAGCAGUGCCGAUGGCUCCGAGGUGGAUGAGGAGGCCGAUGCCAAGGAACGCCGGGCCAAGCUUCUUGAAGAUGUCCCUUGUUCGGUUCAGCGCAACUUGGCCGAACGGCGGAAGCGUGAGGAGGAAGCGACCAUGGAUCCCCAUGCCCUGGACUUCGCCAAGAAGCAGAAGAUGUUUGAGUCGCUCUCCAAGACUUGCGGUGCCCCGACCAAGCUGCAGGAGGGCGAGUUGCGCAACCGCAUGGAGCAGGCCUAUGCCAAGGUUCGUUCGGUGCGGAAGGUCAUCCGCCGCAAGGGCAAGGAUGAGCAGCAGAAGCAAGGUCGCCAAGCUCGUGGACAAGGAGGCGGCAGAGCUUCGCAGGUUGCUACUGUGGAUGUGCUGGCAGCGACAGGCGAUGUCCUCAUUCCCUACUUCAAGCCUGGCGAGUUCGAGGCGCUGAUCAAUGACACCAUUGGGCAGUGGACUUUGUGGACGGGGGCCUCGCUUUGGUCUGGCGCAUCCGAGAUCUACGAGGUGAGCGCCACUUUGCACCGCGCCGAGAUGGAGGGUGUCACGGAGGUGGUUACCGGCCGGGCACGGGCUGAAUACCAGUGGUCCAAGUUGGAUGAUGAGUGGCGUCGCGGCUACAUCGAGCCGCUCAAGAAGGCCAUUGGCGUCUACCUCGAGCACAGCGGCAUCAAAGGCGUUCCCAAGGGCCAGAUGGUGGACCCUGCCCGGGUGUUGGGCUCGAGGUUCGUCCUUACCAACAAGGGCGGGCCUACGCUCUCCGAUGCGGAGUUGAAGGCCAGGUGGAUCUUCGGUGGACACCGCGAUCCGGAUGCUGGCUUGUAUGACACGUCAUCACCGACAGCGAGCAUCUUGGGUCACAACUUGAUCAACUUUGUCGCGGUGCAAGAAAACUGGGAGGUUCACUUCGAGGAUGUGAGCGCAGCCUUUCUUCAAGGAAAAGAGCUCCCAAGAAAGGAGCGGAUCUAUGUCAAGGUGCCUCGUGCAUAUCCCCAGGAGAUCAUUGACUACUUGGUCUCCGAGCUUGGCAGCGAUGUGCGUGAUGAUUUGGUCGAAUUGCCCAAAGGCGGUUUUGGUUUGCCUGAAAGUCCCCGGCUUUGGUACCUGGAGUACAAGGACACCAUCCAGGACCUCGGGCUCUACGAGAUGAGUUUGCUUCCUGGAGUUUUUCGAGCCUUUCACCCUCCUCCUCGCAGAAGAGUUCGGGCGAUGGCGAGCAUCCAUGUUGAUGAUACGAGGUAUGCCGGGGACGAGACGGCCCAAGUGAUCUGGGAUCAGCUUCGUGCGAGGCUGAAGUUUGGGAAGCAGCGGAAGGCCACAGAUGGUUGGGUCAAGUUUUGUGGGCGCUGGGAACGUCAAGAUCCCGAUACCCUGGAGAUGGAGUACUCGAUGGAUGAGUACAUCAAGGGUAUCCCCUUGGCUCGCACACGGCCUUCGGCCCUGUCUUCUUCGGCGUCUACAGCAUCCACCACUGCUUCUUCCACGACCCCCAGGUCUUCUCCUUUGGCAAGUCCACCGGAUGGCUCGGGUACUCAGUGUACGGCGGCGUCUACAGCAUCCACCGCUGCUUCUUGCGCGACCCCCAGGUCUUCUCCCUUGGCGAGUUCACCGGAUGGACCAUCAUCCCAAGACGGUGUUUGGAUAGAUGGGCCAGCUGAACAAGACUCCGACCUGUGGGGCUACUUGCAAGAGCGCGUAGGGCAAUUGCCAGCAAAUGUGGUGCCUCUCACGGAUGCGGAGAAGAAGGUCAUCAGCUCCAUCGUGGGACAACGCAACUGGGCAGCUCGUCAGGGCCGCUACGACUUGGCGUAUGUGGCUUCCUUGGUGCAACAGCUUGCGGGCCGCGGAAGACCGGAGGCUUUGAAGUGGCUCAACUUGGCGGUGAAGCGCGCUCGUGAGCCCUUGAACUUCCGGGUGAGGAACUUCGGCUGUUUCUUGGAGGACAUGAUCCUCAUCUCUGUGAGCGAUGCUGCCUAUGGAGCCAUGCCGGGAGGCCAUAGCCAAGGGGGCAAUCUGGUGAUGAUGGGUCACCCGAAGGUCCUGAAUGGUCGCGGCCCAGUGUGCAUUUUGGAAGGCAACAGCACCAAAGUUCAUCGUGUGGUUCGGUGCUCGAUGUCGGCAGAGAUCUCCUCGUUGGCGACUGCGUAUGAGCACGGUCCAACGAUGGAGGGCUCAUGUGGCCCAAUGGAGACAGUCCUUGCCACGGACGCCAAGACAGGGUAUGACGCUGUGUCGAGCGAGACUUUGCCAAGCGACCGGAAGAUUGCGGUGGAUGUGGCAGUUCUUCGUCAAGCUGUGUUGGAGGCAGAUGUGGGCUGCUUCAUCCGCUGGGUCCCGGGGUCCGAGAUUGUGGGGGACGGCCUCACGAAAUGGGGUCACAACAAAGUGCUGUGCAAGGUCAUCGCCGAAGGCGAAUGGGCGCUCGCGGAUAAUGAAGAAGCUAGGGAGCUUCGCCGUCUGGCUGCUGUAAAGAAAGCUCUGUGGCGGAAGA
Molecule: messenger RNA, 6790 nt
Organism: Symbiodinium pilosum
Lineage: Eukaryota; Dinophyceae; Suessiales; Symbiodiniaceae
Source: the annotation of a GenBank genome assembly